Pelodiscus sinensis (Chinese soft-shelled turtle) is the source of this 465-nucleotide messenger RNA. The record is from RefSeq and is a predicted model, not a curated record. NCBI's taxonomy places the organism in Eukaryota, Metazoa, Chordata, Testudines, Trionychidae.
AUGAAGCUACUCACAGCAGUCUUUUUCCAAGCUCUAAUUGCCAGCAUCCAACAUGCCAGCUGCCAGCUCUCUGAAGAAAGCUGCACGAACCUCUCCAAUCAGCUGCUCCGGCAGCUCAAAGCCCUGAGGAUUGCAUUUGCUGAAAUUAAGGAUUAUUUUCAAGCCAAAGAUGAUGAACUUGACAUCUUGUUGCUAAAGGAUGAUUUACUGGAAGAUUUCAAGGGCUAUUUGGGCUGCCAAUCUGUGUCAGACACGAUCCGGUUUUACCUGGAGGAAGUCUUACCAAAAGCAAUCAACAGCAGCAAAGACGUCAAGCGGAACGUGGGCACUAUUGGCAACAUGCUGCUGGACCUCAGGAAGACACUGAAGCGUUUUGUGAGUAUCGGCGCCUCCUUUCGCAGUUCCUUGCCAAGAUCCCAGAGAGCUGGAGUCAAUACACGUAUCCCAGGCAAAGCUGCAGCGUGA